AUGCAACCUCUCGUCAUUGGCAGGUCCCCAAUUCGGGAUGUAUCACGAACCCAUCGGUUUGGAGACGUUCUCACUCUGCAUGUUGAACCGGAUGCUCAAAUUCCAAUCAGCCCCCCUGAGAGUCAGCCAGUGGACCUACGUAAUGCUGCCGGCCUGUAUCUUCGUCUCUCCGUCCCCCGGAGGUUCACCGUCUGCCGAUCGGCGCUUUCCCGUGGUGGAGACGCCGAGGAGUGGCCAACGACUCUCCCCGACCAAUCAGUUCUUGCUGAUCCGGAGACCAUAUCGAGGAUCCCAAGUGGUCCAGCUUACAGCGUCUUCUCAAAAUCAACCAGGAGAUGGAUUACGACCUUAGUCGUGGUUGCAAGUUUCGUCUCGCCGAUGACGGCCAACAUCUACUUCCCUGCGCUGGACCCCAUUUCUGAGGAUCUGGGCGUCUCUAAUUCUCUUAUCAAUUUGACCUUGACGUCCUAUAUGAUCUUUCAGGGGCUGUCUCCGACUAUCUUCGGUGAUCUAGGCGACAUGGCUGGUAGACGACCUGCCUGUAUAUUGGCCAUGGUCAUAUACGUUUGUGCAAAUGUCGGUCUGGCCCUUCAGCGGAACUACGUUGCACUUCUGGUGCUGCGCUGUCUGCAAAGUGCUGGCAGCAGCGGGACCCUCGUUCUUGGAUUUGCGGUCGUUGCGGAUAUAUCAUCCACGGCGGAACGGGGGAAAUACAUGGGGUUUGUAGGAGCUGGUAUCAACAUCGGUCCAGCUCUGGGCCCAGUAAUAGGAGGCAUUCUCACCCAAUAUUUCGACUGGCCUGCCAUUUUCUGGUUCUGUACCGUAUUUUCCUUCAUGUGGCUAAUCCCUUGGAUCCUCACUGCUCCAGAGACGUGUCGAAAUGUUGUGGGCAAUGGAUCUAUUCCUCCACCGCUCUGGAACAGGUCGAUACUUGACCUUCUUCGCCGCCGCCACCUCAGCACACAAGCAGGAACCGCCCCACGACGACAACUGAGAUUUCCCAACCCUCUCAAAACCUUGACCAUUGUGUUCGAGAAGGAGAUGGCUCUCAUCCUCUUUACAAAUUCAAUCAUUUACCUUGGCUUCAUCCUCGUCGCUGCCACCUUGGGAACAUUGUUCAAGGAGAUUUACGGGUAUGACGACCUCCAAGUCGGUCUCUGCUAUCUUCCUUAUGGCUUAGGCUGCUGCGGAGCGGUUGUUGCCCAAGGGUAUGUCCUCGAUUGGAACUAUCGGCGAAUAGCCAAGAAAAUUGGCUUCUCCAUUGAUCGCCGGCGAGGGGACGACCUUGCAAAGUUUCCAAUCGAAAGCGCCCGGUUGCAACCCGUCUAUCCGACACUGUUACUAGGAAUUGUGACUCUCAUUGGAUAUGGAUGGGCGCUGCAGGUUGAAACCUCAGUGGCAGUGCCUCUGGUUCUCGUUUUCUUGAUCGGGAUGCUGAUUCCUACCUCCUUCAGCGUUCUGAAUACUCUGAUCGUGGAUCUAAACCCAAACGCUCCGGCGACAGCGACAUCAGCGAACAACCUUGUACGAUGUUUGAUGGGGGCUGCGGCUACAGCUGCGAUCGACCGAAUGAUACAUGGUAUGGGCCGGGGCUGGUGCUUCACAUUUCUAGCCUUGUUGAAUUUGGCACUGAUGCCUCUGUUGAGGUUGAUUGACAAGCGUGGGCUAGCGUGGAGGGCGGCCAGGGCAAAGAAGGAAGCACUCGGGAGUGUCUGA
This is a messenger RNA of Ilyonectria robusta, 1716 nucleotides long. Its product is annotated as major facilitator superfamily domain-containing protein. Gene Ontology annotation, biological process: transmembrane transport. The record is from RefSeq and is a predicted model, not a curated record. Gene Ontology annotation, molecular function: transmembrane transporter activity. Lineage: Eukaryota; Fungi; Ascomycota; Sordariomycetes; Hypocreales; Nectriaceae. The transcript is spliced from 2 exons. The coding region runs from base 1 to 1716 and encodes 571 amino acids.